This is a messenger RNA of Centruroides sculpturatus (bark scorpion), 3125 nucleotides long. It is a transcript of the gene GluClalpha, whose product is annotated as glutamate-gated chloride channel-like. Lineage: Eukaryota; Metazoa; Arthropoda; Arachnida; Scorpiones; Buthidae. The record is from RefSeq and is a predicted model, not a curated record. Gene Ontology annotation, molecular function: transmembrane signaling receptor activity; neurotransmitter receptor activity; extracellular ligand-gated monoatomic ion channel activity. The transcript has 9 exons. Gene Ontology annotation, biological process: chloride transmembrane transport; signal transduction; chemical synaptic transmission. Gene Ontology annotation, cellular component: membrane; neuron projection; synapse. Bases 214 to 1557 code for a protein of 447 amino acids.
UGUAUGUGUAAAUUUAUCUAAUGUCUUUCUGACAACUAUAAUGAAACUCUCUAACUGUAAUGAUAACAUAACCAAUUACCCUUCAUCCUUUGUGUGUUUAUUAGAGUAGUUCAGCACACUCAGCUUAUAGUCCGGAUAGCAUAGUUGCUGUCUCAUUCAUCCACGAGGUGCGAACAGACACCGGUAGACUGCUUCGUCACCUAAUUGAACACCAUGGCGACCCAGAGAUAUCGGCACCUCCUCUGGGUGGUGUGGGUAUUCCUUCUCUUCCAGGGAGCUCAAGGGGUUAGGGGGAAAGAAAACUUUCGACAAAUUGAAAAACGGAUUCUGGACAGCAUCAUAGGUCCGGGAAGAUACGAUUCUCGGAUUCGUCCACACGGAAUCAACAAUACAGACGGCCCGGCACUCGUUCGUGUUAACAUCUACAUCCGUAGUAUUAGCGAAAUUGAUGACGUGCGAAUGGAAUAUAGCGUCCAAUUGACCUUCCGUGAACAAUGGCGAGAUGAGAGAAUGCAAUUUGAUGACAUGGGCGGUCAAGUACGAUACCUAACAUUGACCGAUCCCGAAAAGAUUUGGAAGCCUGAUCUAUUCUUUUCGAAUGAGAAGGAAGGUCAUUUCCAUAACAUCAUUAUGCCCAAUGUGCUAUUACGGAUAUAUCCAAACGGUGACGUUUUGUACAGUAUCAGAAUCUCUCUGGUUCUCUCCUGCCCGAUGGACUUGAAGUUUUAUCCCUUGGACAAACAAACCUGCUCCAUAACAAUGGCCAGUUAUGGCUACACAACAGAAGACUUGGUAUUCCUCUGGAAGGAGGGAGAUCCUGUGCAGGUCACCAAAAAUCUCCACCUGCCUCGAUUUACACUGGAGAGGUUCCUUACCGAUUACUGUACCAGUAGGACAAACACAGGUGAAUAUAGUUGUCUCAAGGUGGAUCUCCUGUUCAAAAGGGAGUUUAGCUACUAUUUAAUACAGAUCUACAUACCUUGUUGCAUGUUAGUUAUUGUGUCAUGGGUGUCCUUCUGGCUGGAUCAGAACGCCAUUCCGGCUCGGGUGUCGUUGGGAGUCACCACCUUGCUUACCAUGGCGACACAGACUUCCGGAAUAAAUGCGUCACUUCCACCAGUAUCAUACACCAAAGCAAUAGAUGUCUGGACGGGCGUCUGUUUAACGUUUGUCUUUGGAGCGCUGCUUGAAUUUGCGUUAGUAAAUUACGCAUCUCGCAGCGACGCACAUCGACAAAACCAGAAACAACAGAGGAAACAGUGGGAGUUAGAACACGCAGCAUUAGAAGCCGAUCACUUAGAGGAUGGUGGAACAACAUUCGCUAUGAAGCCGUUGGUACAUCAUCACGGUGAUAUACAUUCAGAGAAGGUGCGACAAUGUGAAGUUCAUAUGCAAUCUCCAAAGGUGAACCUGUGUAAAGCAUGGCUUUCCAAGUUCCCCUCUCGAUCCAAACGGAUUGAUGUCAUAUCUCGUAUCUUCUUUCCUCUAAUGUUUGCCCUGUUCAAUCUCGUCUAUUGGACAACGUACCUUUUCCGAGAGGAUCGGGACCAAGAAUAGAAUAAAACAUACACCAAAAAAACAAAAGAAAAAAAUAAACCAGAUUAACUACUACUUGUGUAUCAAGCUGCUGGAUGUAUGACGUCAUAUAACCUCGCCCCCGUCUACUACAGAAUUCGAAAAUACACUAAACAUGGACAGAACCGGAAAAUUCCGGAUGAAAAACAAAAUAGUUAGUGGAACUAAGGAAAAAUACAAAGAAUCUCCCGUUUUGAACUCCAAUGUACAGUUAUUGUUUAGAAAUUUAGCAAGAUUUUCCCCCUUUGUAGGCUUAUCAGUACGUCAUGCCUUACGUCAUGUAAACGUAAAAAAAAAACGAAAGUAUAUAUACAAUAUAUACAUAUAUAUCAAAGUGCAAAAUCAUAUUUGCUCAUGUUUCUGGAGUAGUUUGCAUUGGGAAUGAUGAAGCUUUGCGCCUUUGUGAUCUAAUCCGAAAAAAUUACAUUUGGAAUACAUCAAAUAUCUUAAAAAAAUCGUUUGAUAUUCUAGUUUCUUUAGUUGUUAUUACAAUCGAAGGAGUCCAAAAAUGUGCCAAACUGUGCUCAAUCAUGUUAUUCCUUCCUUUUUUAUAAUUCACUGUGAAACUGUAUACAAAAAAAAAGGAAACAAAAAUUGGCUAAAGCCGAAUCAUUCCCAAUAGACAAAAUUGAGAGUUUCUGAGAAAAACUUUUCCCUCGCCUCAUUAAAUGCCAAAGGUUAAAUGCCAAAUUGAUAUUUUCGAUUUACAGCACUAAAAAAAAAACUUAAAAAAAAGAGGGUUGAGUUUUUCUGAUUGUGUUUUUGUUUUUAUUUUCAAACCAUAGAAACUCUACUACUCCAAAAGGGGCUUUGUGUAGUCAUGUAGUAUAGCAUCCUCCGGGCCACAGGAAGGCCUCGAUGACGUGGAGGGACACAGGCCAUGUUUCCAUUCCGAUUAAUUUUUCUCCUUUCUCUUUUCAUUGGCAAUACUGAGGAGUUGUGCUCCAACUCAUCUUUAACAUCAUUCUAAGCAGCUGUGCUGAUCGUUGUGUGACCCUGUCUCUAAAAAAAAUACCUUUAAAAAAAUAAUAAUAAUAAAAUAAUAAUAAUAAUAAUAAUAAUCAAAGAUCUGCGUGGGCAUCACCGGAAGCUGCUUCUAAGAACCGGAAUAGACACUACACGACCCACAAUUUAGUAUUACUUUUUUCAAGUGAGGUUUCUUGUGUUUUACACUAAAGAAUGUGCUACUCAUCUGCCUUGCUCAUAUGAAGAGGUCAAGCGUUUUAUUCUGAUCGUGUCAGACUUUCCCCCAAAUCUUCCCUGAAGUGGAAGGUGGUCAUAACUUUAUAAAUUUAUUAUUAAUUUUCGCGCGCGGGUUUGCUACUAUUUGCCACCACCUUAAGAAACCACAGAAUAUAUAUAUUUGCUUCAUUUAAUUUCCUAUAUUUUUUCGGUUCGCUUCUCCAGUAAUUACCCCCCCUUCCUUGUCCGUUUUGACAAAUGCUGUACAUGAAAUUCGACGAAAUUUCAUGUUUUUUUAUAUACAAAGUAGUCGGCUUCCAACCGAUGCGCCUUGUACGUUGUUUAUUAAAAUAGAAAAAUAAAUAAAA